CUCUGGGUAGGAAUGCCAGCCUGGUACGUUGCAGCGUGCAGGUCGAAUGUGAAGAGUGGGGCGAUCAUGGCAAAUCUCUCCGACACAGAGAUCCAGAGAGAGAUUGGGAUCAGCAACCCUCUCCACCGGCUCAAGCUGAGGCUCGCGAUCCAGGAGAUGGUGUCUCUCACCAGCCCCUCCGCGCCCGCCUCCUCUCGAUCGUCCACCAGUAAUGUCUGGAUGACUCACGCUGAAAUGGAGUCACUGUCCGUUGCGCCCAAACCGGAGCCUAAAGAGAUAAGCUGGGACCAGAUACUGGCUUACGGAGAUAUGAACCAUGAAUGGGUUGGGAACGAGUGGCUUCCCACUGGGCUCCCCCAGUACAGAAGCUACUUCAUGGAGUCACUGGUCGACGCCCGAAUGCUUGAUCCUACCAAGAAAGAGCUCCGAGGACAGCUCAAGAUGGUGGACAGCUUUCACAGGGUCAGCCUGCAUUAUGGCAUCAUGUGUUUGAAGAGGCUGAACUACGAUCGCAAGGAGCUGGAGAGGAGAGAGGAGAGCCAACUGCAGAGCAAAGAUGUGAUGGUCUGGUCGAACGAGCGAGUCAUGUGCUGGGUGCAGGGGGUGGGUCUGAAGGAAUACGCUGAUAAUCUACAGGAGAGCGGGGUGCACGGAGCCCUGCUCUCAUUGGACGAGACCUUCGACUUCAGACUGGCGCUGCUGCUGCAGAUCCCCACCCAGAACACACAGGCCCGGCAGCUCCUGGAGAAGGAAUACAACGGACUGAUCGCCAUGGGAACGGAGAGGAGGCCGGAUGAGGAUGGUUCCAAGACGUUCACUCGCUCGCCCUCGUGGAGGAAGAUGUUUCGUGAGAAAGACCUGCGCGGCGUGACCUCUGACCCCUCGGAGACCCUGCCCGCCAACUUCCGUGCGUCGGCCAUAGCGACCCCCAGCGUGACCCUGCGCAAGGUCCAGUCAGAGGUAAAUUCUUCGGGUUCGACUCGUGGAGAGUCGGGGUCAGUGAGGACCUACUCCUGUUGAUAGUGCCAACGAGACUGAACUGUCAGUUUUAUUUCCUGUUUGAUUUUUUUAAACAAAAAAAACGAGGCAAUAAGCGAAGGAGCGAAGGAGAAGAGAGAGAGAGAGGGAGCGAGAGCAGAGAGCGGAAAACGGAGAGAACGAGACGGGCACGCUGGAAGAAAGAGAAAGAGAGAAGGUGGACUUUGAGAAACAAACCUUUUUUUUCUUAUUAUAUUUUUUUUAAUUUAGUGGUUGCCAGUUAUGUUUUGUAUUUUCUCCCAAUUUAGAAUAUCUAAUUAUUUUUAGACUCGCCGCGCAGCCGCCUCAGAGCUACAGCGUCGGAGGACAACGCAGCUCUGGGCAGCUUACAGACAAGCCCGCAGGCGCCUGGCCUCACCACAAGGGGGCGCUGGUGAGCCGAGGACACCCUGGCCGACCUAAACCCUCCCUCCCUCCGGGCGGCGCUCCGCCAAUAAAUCUCCUCCCCCUGGGAGCUCCCAUCCACGGUCAGCAGUGGAAUAGCCUGGACUCGAACCUGCAACCUCCAGACUAUAGGGGGCAUCCUGCACUCAGAGAUCACUCUGAGAUCUGAUAACUGAAGAUAAACGAGAGAUAAGCAAUGAAUGAGGGAAAGAAAGAAGGGGGAAGAUAGGAUGAAGGUUACUAUAGGAUGGAGAGAGAGAGAGAGAAAGUGACAGAGAGAGAGAAUAUUGCUCCCUUAGCCCCCUGCUGGCCAGUAUACGUAAGUGCAGUAUUUUGAUCUGGACUCGAAUCAGAAUUCCUCAUACUGGAAAUGAAUUAUGAUUUUGGGUAACUCUUUAAUAAUCUGUGUCUGUUCAGAAUUAGUUUGAUUGUCUUCAGGGAGAUGUUAUGAAGUCCUGAAAAGCCUGUCAGGAACUUGCAACUGAGGAAUCUCAUUUGAAAUCGGUAGGAAAUCACGUGUUAGUUACACUGAAAUUACAGACGCUUGUUUUAAAAUGUUAUCGGAUUUUGUGUAGAGCCGCGAUUCUCAGUUACCCAUAAUACCAGUGGCUCGGGUUCGAAGUUAUCUUAUUUACAAAAAGCCGUUGGAAUCAGAAUCGCGAUUAUCUUUCCGUUGGCUCCAGAUUCUGUUGUAAAAUAAUGACCAGAAAUUGUUAACGAAUUCAAAAUGAAUCCCAAAUGAAUCCCCAAUUAAUCCAAGACGAAUCCACAAUUAAUUCAAGAUGAAUCCCCAAUUAAUUCAAAAUGAAUUCCUAAUGCAUUCCAAAUUAAUCCCUAAUGAGUUAAAAACGAGUUCCUAAUUAAUUCAAGAUGAAUCCCCAAUUAAUUCAAAAUGAAUUCCUAAUGCAUUUCAAAUUAAUCCCUAAUGAAUUAAAAAUGAGUUCCUAAUUAAUUCAAGAUGAAUCCCAGAUCAAUUCAAAAUUAAUUUCUAAUGAAUUCAGAACGAAUUCCUCAUUCAUUUCAAAUGAAUCCCUAAUGAAUUAAAAACGAGUUCCUAAUUAAUUCAAGAUGAAUCCCAGAUUAGUUCAAAAUUCAUUUCUAAUGAGUUCCUAAUUAAUUCCUAAUUCAUUCCAAAUGGAUUUCUAAUUAAGUCUAAAUUAAUCCGUAAUGAAUUCAAAGCGCAUCCUUCCUUCAUUCGACAUCAAUUCCUGAUGCAUUCCAAAUGAAUCCCAAAUCGAAUCCUUAAUGAAUUCUGUCUGCCUCCCUCAGGAAUAACACCUGAAUCUCUUCUGCGCUUCCGCUGAGUUCUGAAGUCCUUCGUUUUGAAUCCAGCUGCUAUUAAUUCACGUGGGUUUAAUUACCUGAAUUUAUCCCAUGUUCCUUUGUAAGGAACGCGUGUUUAAGACCUGCAUUCAUAAUGAAUUCAUUCCCCUCUCACUCGCUCCCAGGAGAUUGUGAGGAGGGUUCAUUCAUCAUGAAUGGAGGUCUUACACACGCGAGCAACAGCACUAGUGACAAAGCAACGUGGAAGGAAUACUGUGAGUCAAAGUGUUAUGAAAAUAAAUCCAUCUACAGCAAAAUGUGAAUCGACUAAUCAGCCAAUCAAGUGACUGCAGAUCGAAACAUGUGACUACAUCAAUUACCUCACAAGAUGCGUCAGUUGAAUUCAGAACUCGGUUUCAAGCGUUUCUGUGACCCUUCAAUUGUUUCGCGCUACAAAUCUUGUAAGAGCGUCCGCGAGUCUUUGAUGAGAAGGGCAGCGAGGGGCAGAGCUAUUGCUGAUGAACGAAUCCACAGUUUGUGCCCCAAAUCCACGGGAAUUCUGGGUAACUGAUGGAUGAGCAUUUGUUAAGACGGAUAUAAGUUUAUUUAUUUAUGUAUGUAUUUAUUUAUUUAUUUAUUUAUACAAUUAUUUAUGAAUUGAUCUGUUUUUUCAAUAUAUUUCAGUAUGUAUUGUUGUAAUUAUUAUUAUUAUUAUUAUUAGUUUUUUAACAAUAUCAUUAAUUUUGCCAACACUGCAGAGCUGUAUAGAGCUCUAUAGGAAAGAGAUCUCAACACUGCAGAGCUGUAUAGAGCUCUAUAGGAAAGAGAUCUCCACUCUGCAGAGCUGUAUAGAGCUCUAUAGGAAAGAGAUCUCAACUCUGCAGAGCUGUAUAGAGCUCUAUAGGAAAGAGAACUCAACUCUGCAGAGCUGUAUAGAGGUCUAUAGGAAAGAGAUCUCCACUCUGCAGCUGUAUAGAGCUCUAUAGGAAAGAGAUCUCAACACUGCAGAGCUGUAUAGAGCUCUAUAGGAAAGAGAGCUCCACUCUCAACUCUGCAGAGCUGUAUAGAGCUCUAUAGAAAGAGAUCUCAACUCUACAGAGCUGUAUAGAGCUCUAUAGGAAAGAGAGCUCCACUCUGCAGAGCUGUAUAGAGCUCUAUAGGAAAGAGAGCUCCACUCUCAACUCUGCAGAGCUGUACAGAGCUCUAUAGGAAAGAGAGCUCCACUCUCAACUCUGCAGAGCUGUAUAGAGCUCUAUAGGAAAGAGAUCUCAACUCUGCAGAGCUGUAUAGAGCUCUAUAGAAAGAGAUCUCAACUCUACAGAGCUGUAUAGAGCUCUAUAGGAAAGAGAACUCAACUCUGCAGAGCUGUAUAGAGCUCUAUAGGAAAGAGAACUCCACUCUCAACACUGCAGAGCUGUAUAGAGCUCUAUAGGAAAGAGAACUCCACUCUCAACUCUGCAGAGCUGUACAGAGCUCUAUAGGAAAGAGAGCCCCCCUCUCAACACUGCAGAGCUGUAUAGAGCUCUAUAGGAAAGAGAGCUCCACUCUCAACACUGCAGAGCUGUAUAGAGCUCUAUAGGAAAGAGAUCUCCACUCUGCAGAGCUGUAGAGAGGGUUCCUAAUAAAUAAGCCAGACCAUUAUUCUGCAGUUAUCAAAUGCCAGUGCUUUGUGUGUGGAUGAUGAACUGUAAAGACAUUGAUUAUUAUUUUUUUUGUACAGAUCAAAUUUGGGGCACCAUUACAAAAAAGGGGGGUAGUCAUCAAAAGUCAAGCGGUGUGUACAUUUUUGGGAACCCCCAUAAUCCCUCUAACCUCCCCCUCUCACCCCCCCCCCCCCCCAAAUAAAGACAUUAAAUGCACGUUAAACAAUAAAAAAACGAGGGGGGGGGAUUUCAGCAGAUAAAGGGUUGAAUUAAACAUUUGGUUGUUUAUAAAAAAUAAUAAUAAAUAUGCAUGAAAUAAAAUAACAAAUUAUGAAAUAAUUCAACGAUUAGAAAAUAACACAGCGCGGAAAAUUAGAAUCAGACAGC
Messenger RNA from Acipenser ruthenus (sterlet), 4715 nucleotides. RefSeq names its product liprin-alpha-3-like. Lineage: Eukaryota; Metazoa; Chordata; Actinopteri; Acipenseriformes; Acipenseridae. The record is from RefSeq and is a predicted model, not a curated record. Gene Ontology annotation, biological process: synapse organization. Gene Ontology annotation, molecular function: protein binding. Gene Ontology annotation, cellular component: presynaptic active zone.